CGGAGCAACGUCACAAAACCGACCCGACCUCCCACACACUACAACUUCUCCAAAACACCCGCAUCAAUAUCAGACAACUGCUCAUAGACGACACAGCCCGAGCACUCACUUGGAGAAAAAGAACAUACUACAACAAAUCCAACAAAAUGGACACACUAUUAGCCCGCACGCUAAGACCCAGAACCCAACACCCACAUAUCACCAAGAUAAGAGCCCCAGAUGGCACACUGAAAACAUCCCCGACUGAAAUAGCACAAACUUUCUCAACCUUCUAUACAACGCUAUACAACCAUUCCCCACAAGACGACACAACAAUCACAGCGGCGAAUCAGAAAAUAACCGACUUCCUCACCCAACUAAACUUACCGAAACUACACACUGCAGCCAUAACGGAACUAGCA
Pelobates cultripes (western spadefoot toad) is the source of this 401-nucleotide messenger RNA. NCBI's taxonomy places the organism in Eukaryota, Metazoa, Chordata, Amphibia, Anura, Pelobatidae. The record is from the annotation of a GenBank genome assembly.